Molecule: messenger RNA, 3507 nt
Organism: Chrysochloris asiatica (Cape golden mole)
Lineage: Eukaryota; Metazoa; Chordata; Mammalia; Afrosoricida; Chrysochloridae
Gene: GRM6
Product: glutamate receptor, metabotropic 6
Exons: 12
Coding region: 1-3507 (1168 amino acids)
Biological process (GO): G protein-coupled glutamate receptor signaling pathway; regulation of synaptic transmission, glutamatergic
Cellular component (GO): membrane
Molecular function (GO): adenylate cyclase inhibiting G protein-coupled glutamate receptor activity
Source: RefSeq, a predicted model, not a curated record
AUGCGCUUAGAAAGUUUAAACCCAACAGCUAGACAAGGGCCUACCCAGGCAACGCCCCCUGACCAGCUGCAUCCACCUGCCAAGGCCGAAGCUGCGCAGGGGCUCAGUCGGGGAGGGAAGGGAGGCUGGAGGGUGGGGGGCGGAGGGGAGAACUCGCAUCGCCGCCGCUUGUCUACACCUGGCUCCGCAGCAGAAGCGGCACGUCACAGGCCAGUCAUUCCCACCAACCUGUACCUGGGUCCGCCGCCGCGGCUAUGCGUAUAUGCUGACCGUACUGGAGAGGAGCGAAACACCUUGCACCGGUACCUGGAGCCACUACCGCCUCCAGGCCGCCAGACAGAACUGCACCCACACUCCGGAGAAACACUGGGUACCCCAGCAGAACCUCAAGCCUUGUCCUUUAGACUACAUUUCCCAGGCAUUGCAGCGACACGUUCCUCUAUGGAGUCCAAGAAGGACAAAAUUAAGCAGGAUAGAGAAAAUGAAUCCGUAAAUCCUCUCUCGCUUCUGCUGUAUGCUCCGCAUCUGUCCCAGACUAGUACUGAAUCAACAGCCGCUGACUUACGUGAGUGUGGCCACGGAGGGUACGCUGAGGAUGCACGCCUGAAGAAGAGAGGCCCAGUGCCCUGCGCUGUCGGAAAGGGGCAAGAGUGGGGGGUGGAGGACGUGGUCAGGAGGGGAACCUGUGCAAUAAGGUUCAGCACUGGUCUGGGAACUCUGGGUGAAGGGCCCGGAGGGCUGGCAGAGUGGCUAUCCCAUUUAGUCACCAGAGCGCUUGGCAAACAUCUCAGCCCCUGGGCUCCCGCCCUUUGCCACCGACUUUUGCCAAGCUCUGGAAGCGUUCAACUUCUUUCUCUUGUGCGCAGGUCGCCAGUCAUGACCAGCCCCCGUCACGCCCCGCGCACGCUGCUCCUGGCGCUGCUACAGACACUGGUAUGGCUGGAGCCCGCUGGCCUAACACCAACGACGGGCUCCGUGCGCCUGACCGGCGGCCUCACAUUGGGUGGCCUAUUUCCCGUGCACGCUCGCGGUGCCGAGGGCAGGGCGUGUGGCCAGCUCAAGAAAGAGCAGGGCGUGCACCGACUCGAGGCCAUGCUGUAUGCGCUGGACGGCGUCAACGCAGACCCGGAGCUGCUGCCCGGCGUGCGUCUGGGCGCGCUGCUUCUCGACACCUGUUCGCGGGACACAUACGCGCUGGAGCAGGCGCUCAGCUUUGUGCAGGCGCUGAUCCGCGGCCGUGGCGAUGGAGACCAGGCGGAUGUGCUCUGCCCUAGGGGUGACCCUCCGCUGCGCGCCGCGCCCCCUGAGCGCGUGGUGGCUGUGGUGGGCGCUUCGGCCAGCUCGGUCUCUAUCAUGGUUGCCAAUGUGCUGCGCCUGUUUUCGAUACCCCAGAUCAGCUAUGCCUCCACAGCCCCAGAACUCAGUGAUUCCACACGCUAUGAUUUCUUCUCCCGAGUGGUGCCACCAGACUCCUACCAAGCCCAGGCCAUGGUGGACAUUGUGAGAGCAUUGGGAUGGAACUAUGUGUCCACACUGGCUUCUGAGGGCAACUACGGCGAGAGUGGGGUUGAGGCCUUUGUGCAGAUUUCUCGUGAAGCUGGGGGUGUCUGCAUUGCACAGUCCAUCAAGAUUCCCAGGGAACCAAAGCCAGGAGAAUUCAAUAAAGUGAUCAGGAGACUUAUGGAGACACCCAAUGCCCGAGGCAUUAUCAUCUUUGCCAAUGAGGAUGAUAUCAGUAGGGUCCUGGAAGCUGCACGCCAGGCCAACCUGACCGACCACUUCCUGUGGGUCGGCUCAGACAGCUGGGGAGCCAAGACUGCACCUAUACUGAACCUAGAGGAUGUGGCCAUGGGGGCCAUCACCAUCCUGCCCAAAAGGGCCUCUAUUGAUGGGUUUGACCAGUACUUCAUGACCCGCUCUCUGGAGAACAACCGCAGGAACAUCUGGUUUGCUGAGUUCUGGGAAGAGAACUUUAACUGCAAACUGACCAGCUCAGGUCAGUCAGAUGAUUCCACUCGCAAAUGCACAGGAGAGGAACGCAUCGGCCAGGACUCCACCUAUGAGCAGGAGGGGAAGGUGCAGUUUGUGAUUGAUGCAGUGUAUGCCAUUGCUCAUGCCCUCCACAGCAUGCACCAAGCUCUCUGCCCUGGGCACACAGGACUGUGCCCAGCUAUGGAGCCCACUGAUGGGCGAACACUACUGCAAUAUAUUCGAGCUGUCCGUUUCAACGGCAGUGCAGGCACCCCUGUGAUGUUUAAUGAGAAGGGAGAUGCACCGGGACGCUACGACAUCUUCCAGUACCAAGUGGUCAAUGGCAGUACAAGCAGCAGCGGAUACCAGGCUGUGGGCCAGUGGGCAGAGAUCCUCAGGCUGGAUAUGGAAACACUUCAGUGGUCAGGUGACUCCACCGAGGUGCCCCAGUCUCAGUGCAGCCUCCCUUGUGGACCAGGUGAGCGGAAAAAGAUGGUGAAGGGCGUCCCCUGCUGCUGGCACUGCGAGGCAUGUGAUGGAUACCGCUUUCAGGUGGAUGAGUUCACAUGUGAGGCCUGUCCUGGGGACAUGCGACCCACUCCCAACCACACAGGCUGCCACCCCAUACCUGUGGUACGCUUCACCUGGUCCUCCCCCUGGGCAGCCCUUCCCCUUCUUCUGGCUGUGCUGGGCAUCGUGGCGACCACCACAGUGGUGGUCAUGUUUGUGCUGCACAACAACACACCUAUUGUCCGGGCUUCUGGCCGUGAGCUCAGCUACAUCCUGCUCACAGGUAUUUUCCUCAUUUAUGUUAUCACCUUCCUCAUGGUGGCUGAGCCAGGAGCUGCCAUCUGUGCUGCCCGAAGACUUUUCCUUGGCCUUGGUACCACCCUCAGCUACUCUGCCUUGCUCACUAAGACCAACCGCAUCUAUAGGAUCUUUGAGCAGGGGAAGCGCUCGGUCACGCCGCCACCCUUCAUCAGCCCCACUUCACAGCUUGUCAUUACCUUCAGCCUCACAUCUGUGCAGGUGGUGGGCGUAGUGGCAUGGCUGGGGGCCCAGCCUCCACACAGUGUGAUUGACUAUGAAGAGCAGCGGACAGUGGACCCAGAACAGGCCAGAGGGGUGCUCAAGUGCGACAUGUCGGAUCUGUCUCUGAUCGGCUGCUUGGGCUACAGCCUACUGCUCAUGGUUACGUGCACUGUGUAUGCCAUCAAAGCCCGUGGUGUGCCUGAGACCUUUAAUGAAGCCAAGCCCAUUGGUUUCACCAUGUACACCACCUGCAUCAUCUGGCUUGCUUUUGUACCUAUAUUCUUUGGCACUGCCCAGUCAGCUGAAAAGAUCUAUAUCCAGACAACUACACUGACUGUGUCCUUGAGCCUUAGUGCAUCGGUGUCCCUUUGCAUGCUCUACGUCCCCAAAACCUACGUCAUCCUCUUCCACCCAGAGCAGAAUGUGCAGAAGCGGAAGCGAAGCCUCAAAGCAACCUCUACAGUCGUAGCCCCACCCAAGGGUAAAGGCACAGAGAACAAGUAG